This is a messenger RNA of Cantharellus anzutake, 588 nucleotides long. RefSeq names its product SGS-domain-containing protein. Lineage: Eukaryota; Fungi; Basidiomycota; Agaricomycetes; Cantharellales; Hydnaceae. Gene Ontology annotation, molecular function: protein-folding chaperone binding. Gene Ontology annotation, biological process: protein stabilization. The annotation marks the transcript as partial. The record is from RefSeq and is a predicted model, not a curated record. The transcript has 5 exons.
AGGCAUGCGUUCUUCGAGACAGACCAGAAGGUUGAAUUGAGCAUCUUCGUGAAAAAUGCCAUCCCAGAUGAUGUCAAGAUUGCGUUUGAGCCCCGGAAAUUCUUCUUCAAGUACGGUGGUUCGGAACUUGUCUUGGAUCCCCUGCGUUCCACAGUCGAUCCAGGCAAAUGCACUUAUCGUGUCGGACAAGUCAAGAUCGAAGUUGUGUUAGCCAAAGUGGCAGCUAUCCGCUGGGGAAGUCUUGUGCAGGACAUCAACCUCCCUGAUCCGAAUGCGCCUUUUGCCUCUUCACUGCCUUCUGAAUCCCAGCCUAAAUCAGGCAAGAACUGGGAGGCAUUAGCAUCUUCCGCUCUUGAGAAUGAAGGCAAGGAUAAGACCAGCGCUGAAGAUCCAAAUGCCGGCGGUGAUGCGGCGGUCAAUGGCUUUUUCCAACAAUUAUAUGCGAAUGCAGAUGAGGACACCAAGCGCGCUAUGCUCAAGAGCUAUACUGAAAGUGGGGGAACAUCUUUGUCGACAGACUGGAAUGAAGUAUCCAGGGGCAAGGUUGAGGUCCGGCCUCCUUCGGGCGCUGAGGAGCGAAAAUGGUGA